Molecule: messenger RNA, 9820 nt
Organism: Culex quinquefasciatus (southern house mosquito)
Lineage: Eukaryota; Metazoa; Arthropoda; Insecta; Diptera; Culicidae
Gene: Syt14
Product: synaptotagmin-14
Exons: 7
Coding region: 1176-3047 (623 amino acids)
Source: RefSeq, a predicted model, not a curated record
UCCAGCGUGAGUCAGUUCGGUAAGGACUUUUCUCCAAGUAACACACAAGGAACACACAUUGCACUACCCAAUUAAAAAAGAAGAAGCAAAAACUGCUUUUGAGAAAAAAUCUGGACUGAAACCAAUUUUACCGAGGAUAAAACGUGCCGCGAAACGAUCCGGAUAUCCCAGAAACAACUUCCGGCAGUGCAAAAGUGACCGAUUUGGGCCCAAUCCGGGAUCGGGAAAAAGUGCGAACAAGGAAUUUUCCGGAUUGGUAGCCGUCGUGGGGAUUGCCUGCCUUGCAGGCGAAAACUACUUGCUGAGACCGUGCUUCCUGGGUGCUCGAUUGCAGCAAUUUGGGCGAUUUUCUUCAGCGCUGGAGCGUGCGUCCGGAACAAAUGCGACAUUUUUGGAUCUUUUUCGAGGAACGUAAUCCUGGGUAGUCGUCACCUGGACUAGUUUUGGCAACAGGAAGGAGGGAGGAAACGGAAGAAAUUCGGAAGUCGAACACAGGUUUUGCAUAGCUUUAUGGGUUCGGUCUAGUGUGUUUAAGCUGCGAUUGCCUACUUGUGGGCGCAUUAGUCAUAGUGAUUUGCCGAAAUUCGUAGAAUUUUGAUCAAUUUACUAAAUUUUUAACCAGUGGAAAAGUGGAAUGAAAAUUUUUCCCACUUUUGAGGGUGUGUGUGAGUGUGAAAUCGCCAGAGAGAGAGUGAGGAAAAGUGCGUAAUUUAAGGAGAGAGCUUUCGGGGUUUGUUGUCAUCCCGCCUGGAGGUGUGUUUGUGGGCUCUCUCCCUCUCAACUCAAAGUAAGUUGUCCAAGCUCUCACAGGAACACGUGUGUGACGGGGCCAGCUCCAACCAAUCGAUACCAGCGAGGAGAGGCAGCAGCAUCAGGAAGGAAACAAAAUAAAAACACCCUCGUCCUCUGGCAGUCAACAAAAAGAGCCGCCCUUCCUCGCCCGUGCGGAUUGUCAACCCCGUUUGAACUCGCUCUCUGAACGUCGUUGAGAUGGUGGUAGUGGUGCCACAGGCCACCUUCCAGCCUUGGUGGUAGUGAUGAGUUUGGAAUUUCGCGUAGAAUGCAUCGCGCGAGUUGAAGUGCUGCUGGUGCAAGACCUACAAGUAACUGCAUACAUUCGGACGUAGUCGGGCGGAACCAGUGCCAUCUAGUCGGCGGAAUACGCGGCGAGAACCAUGAUUUUGAUAGCCGGAGUGGAUAAUUACCUGAACGUUCCCAUGGAGACCACCACCUUCCUCGGGGCCGCGCUCGGCUUCAUCGCGCUGCUGCUCGUGCUGUUUCUGUACAUCAAUCGGAAGUGGUGCUUCGCCACGCCCGGUUCGUUUCCGUGCUGCGACGAGCUCACGCUGCCGGCCAAAACGGUGCACACCAUCCGUAGUCGCUUCGCGUACGACGGCCACACCAGCUCCGACUCGGAGGAGGAGAUCCUGCGCCGGCUGAAGCUGCAGCAGUCCUGCUCGCUGCACAGCGGCAGCGGCGGCCAGCUGUCCCGGUACGGCGCCGGUGGGCUGGGCUCGCUAGAUCCGGAUCUAGUGUCGAACCUGCAGCACAUUACCAUCGGAGCGGCGUCACCGACGGAGGACACCGGCGGCGGCGGCAGUGGGAGUCGGAAGGAGCGCAAGCAUAGUCACCGUCACCAUCAUCAUCAUCAUCAUCAUGGGAGUUCGGGAUCGAGGGAUCCGUUGGCGCUGGCGGAGCGUGGCAAGAUCGGGAUGCCGCACUCGAGCAGUGAGUGCAGCUCGAACAGCUCGGUGGAGGCUUCGGUCGAGAGUAAUACGGGUUUGGUGGGCGGGGAGAAGAAGGAUCGGAGGUUGAUCUUGCCGUCGGCAAGCGGUGGGCAGAGGGGGAGCUCGUCGAUCAGUCCGUUGAAGGAGGAGGAAGGCAAGGUGAACAACAAUGGGAAGUAUGGGCGGCUGCCGGUGCAGCAUCAGGACAGUUUGGAGGACGUGCCGGACAUCAACAGUAAUCAAGACUGCAUCGUGGUCCUUUCGCAAGAGCCGCUGUUCGACACCAGCGACCUGAAGUCGCUCAAGUCGGAUACGGGCACGAUCGGCCCCGGGCCGGAGAGUCCGACCUCGACCAGCAGUCCGAACGGCGUGCUGGAGGUGUCCCUGCUGUACGACGCACCGAUGCGCAAGAUGACGGUUCACGUGCUGCAGGCGCGAGGAAUUCCGUCCCGUAACCCGCCCGUUCCAGUGGAAACCUCGACGUCCGCCUCGACCACCGCGACAACGAAGGCCAGCAGUCAAUCGACGACCCACACCCAGGUGCGCCUGCUGAUGCUGCCCAGCAAGAAGCAGAAGCACAAGACCAAGAUCCGUUCCGGCGAGAACCCGCAGUUUAUGGAGAGCUUCCUGCUGCACCGGGUCAACCCGGAGGAGGUCAACUCGAUGGGGCUGCGCAUACGGGUGUACGGCUGCGAGCGGAUGCGCCGGGAGCGAUUGAUCGGGGAGGCGAUCGUCAGCUUCGCCAACAUCGACCUGGAGCUGGAGACGAACCUGUGGUUGCCGCUGGAGCCGAGGGCUAACUCGACGAACACUGGUUCCACGAGCGACCUGCUCAGUUUGGCACGAUCGGACAGCACGGGUUCGACGACGUCCAUGCAGCACGGAGGAGUUCCGGAGCUGCUGCUUGGCCUGGGCUACAACGGCACUACCGGACGGUUGACAGUUGAGAUUGUGAAGGGCAGUCAGUUCCGGAACCUGGCGCUGAACAAGGUCCCCGACACGUACGUCAAGCUGUGUCUGGUGAGCAGCAUGGGCCAGGAGAUGGCGCGGGCCAAAACGUCAACGCGCCGGGGCCAACCGAACCCGCUGUUCAAGGAGACGUUUAUCUUUCAGGUGGCCUUAUUCCAGUUGAACGACGUCACGCUGAUGGUGUCGGUGUACGCCAAGCGCAACAUGAAGCGCAACGAGAUGGUCGGCUGGUUCAGCCUGGGGCUCAACUCGAGCGGCCCGGAGGAGAACGGCCACUGGGGCGACAUGCGGGACGCGAUGAACCCCCGCUCGGAGCUGGUGACACGAUGGCACGUCCUGGUGGACUCCUGAUUCAACUAGCUAGGGCUCUCCCCUCGGCAGAGCACGGUUAUCAGCGACGAUAUCGCUGAGGUGGCCAUCGCCGGCGGGGCUCGCCGCUCCUCCGGCCGGACGCGGCGCAGUUCCGGAAGCGUGGUCGCGGGGUCCGCAGCGCCGACGACGGCAACGUCGUCGGUGGUGUCCUCCCCGCGGGACCCGGAACGGCACCCGAUUCUGAUGGUGCCGUCGCCGGUGUCACGUGGUGACUCGGUGGCCGUCGAUAUCUCGAUGAUGCCUGGGAGUGACCUAGAAUUUGUCUAGAUAAGUGAGUGGGUGAGCGAGUGCGUGAGAUCCAGUUUGCCUAGUGAGCGUGAGAUGGCGCGCGCGCGUGAGAACUUUUCGAUGUGAAAUCUAGUUGUGACGUUUGUUUCGGAAUCCAGAUGUGAGCAAAAAAAAAAAAAACACGUGGUAAUAUUUAAGUUCCAAUCCCCCCAAAAAAAAAGAGAAAAAAAACCAUUUUGGAUGUUUUUAAUCGUAUAUUGUUGUGACACAAACAAACACAGACGCGUAAACUUAACAAUUCAAGCUCUAAAAUGUUAAAUGUUGUAUGGAACUACCGUGAAACACACAAACUAUGUGUGUUGAAUAUUUUGCAAAACAAGGAGAAAUAAAAAAAGGAAAAGUUGUAGUGAAAUAUUUGGAAAGAAUUAAAACAAAAAUCAAACUCUAGUUACCAACAUAACCAAAAACAAAACGAACUUUGAUGAAAGGACCUUUUCUUGACCUGGGAAAGGAGAAAGAGAAAAACAUAAGCCUAUUGGACGACGGAAACAAAAAAGCACAAAUUUAGAGGGUGAAGAAAGGGUGGGGAGAUUUUACAUUGGAAAGACGGUUAAAAUUUCAUAGGAUUAUUUACUUUCACAACGUUCUCUAGGUGCUAUUAAUGGAAAACUGUGAAUUUUAAAUUUCUUUCAAUUCGAUCUUCAGAUCAUCUUUUUAAAAUGUUAUUUGAUUUGGCAACACUGCGGAAAUAAACGAAACAAAUCAAAAUAUUUUAAAUCCGCACUCUCAUUUAAAACCGUUCAGCUCUCGUCAAAACGAAAAUGUUCAGAAAUGAGUAAAUGUCAGAUGGAGUCACUCAGAUCUGUAAAUUCAUACAAAUUUGACAUUUGCCAUAUUUACUCAUUUUUGAGUAGGUUCUGUUUGGACGGAAAUCAAGUGAUUUUGAUUGUGUGUGUCUUGACAAACAAAAGAUUGCCAGAUCCCAAAUGUCAGAUUUCAGAUGACAGUUUUCGUUAAAAACAAUACUCGGCGUUCAUUUGAUACAACUCAUUUCUGAGACUGAGAUUUUUGACGAUUUAUUUGCAUUUGCUUGAAUUAUAUUCGAGUAUAGAUGAUUUUCACUCAAAUUUGUAGUAUAAAUAAUCCAAAUUCGGGUGAGAUUCACUCAAAAAUUAAAAUUAGUGAAAAGAAAAACUUUCAUAACUUCCGUAUUAACUUUUCAAUAGAGCGAAUCCGUAGAUAUAAACAAACAGCCUAUCCAUUUCUCACUCAACGUGAACUGUCACUAGAGCAAGUAGGAUAGACUGUUUGCUUACAUCCACAGAUUUGCCCUUUUGAAUAGUUAAAACGGACUUAUUCCUUAGUCUUAUUCUAACUUUGUGCUAAUUCACAACAAAACUUUUGGGUAGAAUUGAUUUUGACAAAAUCAGAGUAAAAAAUACUCAAUAAUCCGCUAGUCUAUCCCUUUUGCUCAAGUGACAGUUCACGUGAGGUAAGAGAGGGAUAGACUGCUUGUUUACAAACGCAGAUUCGCCCUAUUGAACUGUUACUACGGAUUUAACUAAAUUCUCGUUGAAUAUUGAGCGAAAUUCUCUUUUUUUACUCAAAUCUUACAGGGACAGGGAAAUUUUAAUCCAAACAAUGUAAAAGGGCCAAUGUGAGCUUGUAAAUAACGAGUUCAUCCUGCUCACGUCAGUGGAUGUUUACAUCAGAAGGCCCCUUUACAUUGUUUUGCUUGAUAAUUUAUGAAGGAAAUAUUAGACUAUGACAAACAAACAAACAAUCAAACUCGCACUUUAUCGUAUUUGACCAGGGGGAUGGCAACACUAUUCCGACAAAAGCAAACUGACAGCAAUCGGCACGGUUGUCAAAUGAGAGCCAACAACAAAAGCACUAGCUGUCAAUUGGUAGCCCAUAACAAAUCAAUAUUUAGAUUUUAAAUUUUCAAGUUAUUCGUAAUUUAAACGAUAAAUUCAGGAAAAAAAAACCACGUGAAUUGUGUUGCUGAUGGCAAUUUUUAUCAUAUUAACGGAGAUUCAAUCCAAAUAUUGGCUGAAAAUCGGUAUCUUUUUCUUUUAGUCGAUCAAACAGUGCGUCCGUACACUGAGAAUCAGAAUUACACAUUUUUUCAGUUUGCGUUUACACUUUUGCACGGGACUUUUGAGUUCAACCAGAAUAACACACUUCGUGUUACCAUAGUAAUGUGUAGAAUACUGAUUCUCAGUGUUUGUUUUCUAAACUUCCAAGAUGGCGGCUUCUUCGCAAGCCCCUGUGUUUGACAGUUUGCCAAACUCGCAAACAACGCAAAAUGUUUGCAGGCUGACUUUUAUGUAAAUUAUUAUAGGUAAACAAAGAAAGCAGGCGAACUGUGAAAAAGUGUGAGUUUUUUGUUUGUUUGUCUUAGUCUGAUACCUCCUUAAGUAGGUGUGCUUUUGACGAAAACUUAUUGAUUUUGAAUGUGCGUGCAGGAAUAAUUCGUGCCGUCCAUUUCAUUAGGGCACAUUACUUUUGUAAACAAGAGUGUAUCCCUUUCUUACCUUAAAAGAGGCAUUAGACUACGGCAAACAAACACACAAACUCGCACAUUUUGAUAGAUCGCCAGUUUGUCUGCGUAUUUUGUUCGCCAACAUUUGUUUGCAGAAACGUCAGCUUGCAUACAUUUUUUCUUGUUUGCGAGUUUGGCAAACUGUCAAACGCAGUUUGUUUGUUUGUCAAUUUCACUAAUUUUUCGAUAAGAUUUGAGUAGAUUUUACCGUUUGGCUUACAACUUCACAUCUAAGUUUAGAUUUUAAUUUUUCAUAAGAAGCAGUGUUGCCAAUUUUAACGCUUAAAACAAAAUUAUAAAAAAACAAGUUAAAUUGAAUCAAAACAGUUACAUUUUUCUGGUAAAGAACGAUUUCCUACAGUGAGAAGCAGAAAAAAGAACAACACAAGAAGAAACGCUAGGUGAUUCGUGCUACUUACUCGUAUUUUGUACCUGUUUCGUAUGUAUAUUCUGUCCUGUUGUUGAAAUUGAGCUGAGCUGCUUAAGCGCAGCGAAAAGACAUAUUGGCAAACGCUAAUCCUAUUUAAAGUCAAAAAGACACAUUUAAGAGAAACCAAUUUUUAACAAAAAAUCAGCAAAGCAGUAUCUAUUUUAGAGGGAAAAAGUUUAAAAUUAUUAUAAAAAGUAAUCGGAACAACUAAGUUAGUUUUAUGUUUUGGGCCAAAAGGCAAAACUAUGAAGCAAAACAAAAUACAUAUAUUUAUUGGAUCAGUAGAUGCUGUAUUUUGUACUGAUUAGAACCAAUUAAAUUCGAUCGUGAAAGCAAGAAACAAAACAAAAAGGGGAUGAGAGGAGGGGGGAGUUAAUAAAAUGAUAAAAAAUAGUACCUUUCAAAGGAAAUUAAACUGUAAACUGAAUCGCGCACACACAUUUACUGUUGAAGAGAUUAUAUUGUAAAGAACAAAGCAGCAGAAACUUUAAACCUAAACCAAUAUCUUACAAAAGUAUAGAAACAAGUAUUUUUAUACAUGCUAAUCGGAACAGACAGAACUUUUGUAUAAAAAUCACCCACUUUCCCACACGAGUUUGCGUAAAAAUUAGUCACCAACUGACAGUCCAUUUCUGCUUAGGUUUUUUUCUGUUUGGGGUAGUUUCACCGCAUAUCAUUGCUGGAUACAUUAGUUAAGGUCAAACCAGAUUUCAAUUGGUAAAGGGCAACAAGUAAGCUUAUUAGAAGAAUUUGGAAAACACGAAAAAACAAAACAAGGGAAAAUUCAACUAGAGAGAGAAGAGUUAGUAGCAGGUGUAAUUCUUAAAGACUGUUUAUUGAGCAAACCUGAUUUAGAAUGGCAGGUUGGCCGGAAAAGUAGAAGUUUCUGAUCAAAUAAAUUGCUAGAAUACGAAUAUCAAAAUUAAAAACAAGUCUCUCUCACCGGAGCAAAUAUUGGUAGGAUUAAGGGCAAAGUAUAAGUUUUACACAUUGGCAUUUGAUAGAGGCGGGAAAGCUGACACAGCUGUCAGCUGUUGAUAUUUGACAAUUGGAAACGAAAUUGCUUUAACAAAUCGACCGACCUGGGUCGGUGCGGUCAAUUAGGGAAUACAAAUACAAACUUUCACGAAAUUGGCAAAGGUUAGGAGAAAUAAUAGUCAACAGGGUUUAUCGAGUAAAACAAAAAUUAUUAAACACACUUUAAACAGCUCUAAAUUCAUACAUGCUUCAAAAGUCAUACAAUAUUUUGCCAUCGAAACUGCAUGAAAGCAUACGCGAAUAUUCUAAACUCAAAUUAACGUUUUAAUUUCUUUCCGAUCACAUCGAAUAAAACUUAAGAAUUAGUAGUAACAUUCUGAAUUCAGUUGAGUGAAGGCAGGCCAAUUUACCCUACGAGCAUUUGCUUCUACUCCACUGUCUUCAGAGCUUAUCAAAUCUAACAGUAAAAAUAUUCUUAAAAAUAGUGGAAUUAAUUGUUCAACCUAUCCCUGCACCUUUCCUGUUUAAUAACGCACCCAGUCACACCUUAAUGUCACGAGCAUUUUAAAUCCUCCAUCUAGCCUUCUAAAUUCAAAGUCUUUCAGAAAAAGUAAUGAAAUCAUAUUGUCGAACACACACUCAUACAAAUCAUACCCGCACAUUCAAGCAUUUCACGAGCACACCCUUAAAUGUUGGUUUUUACUCCCAUUCAAACUCUUAAACGUCAAACUAUUAAUGCAAAGCAGAGAAAAAAAACUAUUUAGGGUACGAAUUUUGGUGGAAGAGAAGUCAUUAAAGCGUAGAAACUAAGCAAAGCAAACUUAAAACUCUUGACGUAUUAAACUAGGUGUGGAUAAAUUUGUGGAGAAAAAGCCAAAGUGGGAGAAACAAUUGUCACUAACACAUACUCACACAUACUAGAAGCAAGAAACACAGACACCCGCGAUUUGUUGGGGGCAGAUCGAGGCAAGCGCGGCUUUGUCGUUUUAUGGCAAAGCUUGGCUGCGAUUUCGUUUUUAUACACGCAAAAACAGAGAAGAGCAUGUUUAGCAGAACACAAGAUUCACCGAUUUUUGUAACCUUCAAUGAAAGUUCAAAACAAAAGAAGCAAAGCAACCCGUGCAAACUACUUUCAGAUGUACAAGUCCAAAACAAGUGAACGCAAAGUUGAUGAGUAAAACGUAUGCAAAAAAAAAAGAACACACAUUAAAGCACAAACUAUAUUUUACCGAUCUUUAGGACAUAGUCGUUUCAUCUUUACGAUAUAAAACAAAACUUAUUGAAUAUAUUCAAAGUAAACAAAAAAAAAAGGAAACAGAAUUAAACAUACAAAUUUGUACUUUUGUGAUACUAUUUUACGCACCCGCAAAUCGCUAUUGAAGGAAAAAAAACCUUUCCGCAUUCGCCGACAUUAUUUUGAGAAACCUAACGCCAGCGCAUCGUUUGACAGCUGACAGCUGUCAAACCGAUUGCCAACAACAAAAAGAAACACUUACGCACACUUUUGUUUUGAAACAAAACAAAAUAAACACACUCGCAAACAAUGCUGGUUUGGUUAGAAAAGUUGAGUUUAAACACAAACACACUUUGUCACAUUUCAUCAAUGUCACUCACUGGGAGAAAUGUCAGUUGAAUGGUGUAAAUAUUGUGUUUUUUGUUGUUUAUUUCAAAACAAUGAAUGGAGGGCGACACACACACACACACACUGGUAGUUAGAUGGACAGCAAUUGAUUCGAUCGCUUUAUUUUUCUGGGAAUUAAGGAAAGAAAAAUAUUAAGAAAACAAAAACAAAAAAAAGAAAACAGACCAAAAGAAAGGCCAAACAUUUUUCUCUUACCGAAAAUUAUAAAAGAAAAAUGAAAAAAAAAGUUAAUCAUAAAUCAUUCUCCUUUCCAGUUAGUAGAUAGUCUUCUUGAAGAAAUUAAAGAAUAAAUAAAACAAAUAAAAGGCAUGCAAAAUACACUGAAGUAAAAUCACACAGUCAAUCGAUUCGCAUUUUUGCUUGGAAGUAAUCAAAGUUUGUAGCGUAAUUUUAGUGCUUUAAACAAUCAGUUUUUGCGAAAAAAAACCUGGAUAAUCAAAAACUUAGUUCGAAAAUUAUUUCAUUUAAAUGAUUGAAUGAUUUAUUUUUACAUAAAAUAAUUUAAAUUGAGUAGAUUUGUUAUGUAGAAUGAUUGAAUUUUCGAUAGAAGAGAAAUAAAAUAAUAUAGAAUUAAAAGCUUUGAUUUCCUUACUCAAAAAGCAUCAUCAUGGAUUUAUCAAAAACAUAAACAGAUUAAAACAGCGCAAAUCAAUCCAAAUGAUUUUUUUCUUUCAUAAAAACUUAAAUGAUAAUAACUUGUAGACAACAACUGGAAUACAAAUAAAACAAACAAUACGACAGUCGACAGUACGGGGAGGGGGGCAAGUUCCCCCUUUCAAGUAAAGUAAUUAAUUAUUGAAAAUCGUUUGGUGGAAAACUAUUGAGCAAAGAGGGAGUACAUGCAAAUCAAUGCUAGGGGAAGAGAUCUAUUUCACUUCUGUAAAACCGUGAGAUUCAAUAAAAUUUCAUGCAUUUUUUACUGAAUAAAA